This is a messenger RNA of Melospiza melodia melodia, 1751 nucleotides long. RefSeq names its product serine/threonine-protein kinase pim-1-like. Gene Ontology annotation, cellular component: cytoplasm. The record is from RefSeq and is a predicted model, not a curated record. Gene Ontology annotation, molecular function: ATP binding; protein serine/threonine kinase activity. Lineage: Eukaryota; Metazoa; Chordata; Aves; Passeriformes; Passerellidae. The transcript is spliced from 7 exons. Gene Ontology annotation, biological process: protein autophosphorylation. Bases 1 to 1419 code for a protein of 472 amino acids.
AUGCGGUUCCACACCAGGGAGAGGCCCUACGAGUGUCCCCAGUCUCAGAACAGGUUUCACACCAGCACCCACCUCCUUGUACAUAAACGAAUUCACACAGCGGAGAGGCCCUUCUGCUGCCCCAACUGCGGGAUGGCCUUCAGGCACACCUCCACCCUCGGCCGGGCCAUGCCCCCGGCCCGCCCCCGGCCCCGGGCGGGGCUGCCCCGUGCCCGGCCCCGGCCGUCCCGCCGCGGUCUCGCCUCCGCCCGGCUCUGGCCGUACUGGCGGUGGCGCUGCUGGGCAGGCAUCAGUGCCUGGUGCGGGGGCGGCAUCGCCGCCCUUCGGCUCCGCCUGGCCCGAGCCCGGCCCCGGACCCGACGCAGGGUCCAGUCCCGGCCCCGGCCCCGGCUUCUCCCGGGGUCCGCGGAGCACACACGCGGCGCGGCCGCUCCCGCCGCUUCCGCUGCGGCUUCCCCGGCCCGAGCUCCGGCGCUCGGCAGCGCGGCCUCCGGCCCCGAGCCGCCGGGGCCCGGGGCGGGUGGGGAUGCCGGGCCCGGGGCGGGUGAGGGGCGCUCGGGGGCCGUUGCUGGCCCCGGGCCGAGCGCUGACAGCCGCGUCCCGCCCGCAGGGACGGCGCAGGAGGCCCUGCAGGAGCGGUACCGGCUGGGAUCGCUGCUGGGGCGCGGCGGCUUCGGCAGCGUCUUCGCAGCCACGCGGCUCUCGGACGGCGCCCCGGUGGCCAUCAAACGCGUGCCGAGGGAUCGCAUCCGGCACUGGGGCGAGCUGCCCGACGGCACCAGCGCACCCCUGGAGAUCGUGCUGCUGGCCAAGGUGUCCUGUGGCUGUGGCGGUGUCAUUCAGCUCCUGGAGUGGCUUGAGCUCCCCGACAGCUUCCUGCUGGUGCUGGAGCGUCCGGAGCGGUGCCAGGAGCUCUCGGGUUUCCUGGCAGAGCGGGGGUUCCUGCCGGAGGAGGAGGCGCGGGGGCUGUUCCGCCAAGUGCUGGAGGCCGUGCGGCACUGCACCAGCUGCGGGGUCCUGCACCGGGACAUUAAGCCCGAGAAUGUCCUGCUCGACCUGGCCAGCGGGCAGCUGAAACUGAUUGACUUUGGCUGUGGCGCCUUCCUCCAAGACACAGCCUACACCCAAUUUGCAGGAACCCUGUCCUACAGCCCACCAGAGUGGAUCCAGCACCAACGCUACCACGGCGAGGCAGCCACGAUCUGGUCCCUGGGCCUCCUGCUGUGCCACCUGGUCAUGGGGAAGCACCCGUUCAGGAGGGGCCAGGAGAUCAUCCGGGGGCGAAUCUUGUUCCCACAACGGCUCUCUCAAGUGUGCCAAGAUGUUAUUAAGAGGUGUUUGUCCAUGCAACCCUCGGACAGGCCAUCCUUAGAAGAACUUUUCUGUCAUCCUUGGGUGAAGGGUGUUUCCCUGCCCUAGAAGACUGAAGAAAUCCACGUGCACAGUUGGAUCCAGGGGCCUAGCAGGUACCAGCUCCAUGCAUCUCUUGGCAAUCAGUGGCAAAGCAAACCAGGCUGGUUUUGUCCUGCCUGUAGCUCCGAGCAGGGGUCAGCAGAAGGGAACAUGCAGCGCUUGGGCUGGAGCUGAGCUGGAGACCCGGUGUGACAAGCACUGGUGGCCACCAUCCCCUGGUUUUGUUUGUAUGGUUCAUGGAUGGCUGGGGCCCUGGGCAGAGCCCUGACAGCCUGGUCUGACCCCAGGGAAGGGAAAGGAGCCCCUGGAGAAGCUGUUCCAAGCAGGGCUGCUGCUGG